AUGAUCUCUAGAAAUUCAACGAAAGAAUCUGUGAGAACAUUCCUCAGCGCGUUGGAGGAAUACGAUGAUUUAGCAAAUGCUAUAUCUCAAUUGGGACCCUUUUACGAUAGCAGAGAGUCCUGGUCAGAUGAGCAACUAAGAGACGAUAUCUUGUCUGCUACCAAGUAUUCUAUCUCGCGGCGCUCGUUGAAUUCACUAGAAACCGUUCAAAGUGUUAUCUUCAAUUAUAUCAAGCCUUUUUUUACCGCACAACAGAAGAAGAUCAACGAAAAUACAGGUAGAGUCAGAAUAAGAGAACUUGCUAGCGAGCACGUCGAUACGUUAGACGAACCUGCUUGGAAGACUCAGACGUUCGGUAUCUGGGGCACACUCCUACUUCUUAUGGAUGUAACCGAUGUAUCAAAAAGCUGGUUCAUGUUUCUUCCACCAACGAUGAGCCUCCUCGACGAUCAUGAACCGUACUAUAAGACACGCGGAGUGAGACUUGCAAGAAAGCUCAUAGACUCACUUGACAAUAAAACCAUACACCAAGCUGGUUUGCGUUCAUUAUGGGAGGAUUCACUUUAUAUCGCUCUUACUUUCUUUGCACAAGAGCAUGGUCCUGAAUUGCUUGCUAGUACAGUUGAGGCGUUGUUGGCACUCUACAGGAAGACGACGGUAGACGUCGAUACGCUUUACAAACUGACAAUGGAAGGUAUCAUUCAGCCUUGGUUCUACUCUGGCGAUAAGCUAGACGUGCUGCUACCGACCUUCACUGUUCUUCCGCACCUGCUACUUACGAUGGACGUGAACUCGGUGAGGUUCCUGAAGGUAAUCAUUCCCAAAAUAAAUGAAGUACUCAUAAUGGUCUCUCCUCCGACUGAACAUUCACUACCAGUUCAAGUUGCAGCUCUUGACGCAUUGUCCACUCUGAUACGCGUAUGUAAACCACGCAUACAACAACGUAGAGUACAGGUACUAGAAGGUCUAGUAAAGGCUUUCGUUAAAGCAGACCUACAUAGUUUAUUUGCUAAAAGGAUCCAAGCUUGUUACAGCUUACUUAAAGAGACCACACCUCAAAUCAGUGAAGAUCUUAGUAUGCUUACACGUAUACACCCAUCACUGAAGCAGCUAGAUGCUGAUUUUAGUUGAAUCUCAAAAUGCGAUCAUAUAUACCACAAAUAUA
Molecule: messenger RNA, 1165 nt
Organism: Wallemia mellicola CBS 633.66
Lineage: Eukaryota; Fungi; Basidiomycota; Wallemiomycetes; Wallemiales; Wallemiaceae
Exons: 5
Coding region: 1-1131 (376 amino acids)
Cellular component (GO): cytosol; centrosome; nucleoplasm
Source: RefSeq, a predicted model, not a curated record